This is a messenger RNA of Xiphophorus couchianus (Monterrey platyfish), 3709 nucleotides long. RefSeq names its product solute carrier family 22 member 13-like. Gene Ontology annotation, cellular component: membrane. Gene Ontology annotation, biological process: transmembrane transport. The coding region runs from base 1435 to 3054 and encodes 539 amino acids. The record is from RefSeq and is a predicted model, not a curated record. The transcript is spliced from 11 exons. Lineage: Eukaryota; Metazoa; Chordata; Actinopteri; Cyprinodontiformes; Poeciliidae. Gene Ontology annotation, molecular function: transmembrane transporter activity.
UCCAUUCCCAUCAUAGUCUUUAGCAGCCUGGCUGUGCUAAGCGGAGCGCUGGUCUUCCUGCUUCCUGAGACCAGCAGAAAAGAUCUUCCUGAUUCAACCACUGAUGGCAAGAGCAACGGGGAUUUGGCCAACGAGAAGACUGGACGUGAGAUCUUCGUGGCUGAAAUCCACACCAGAAAAUCAACCAAACUCUAAAUGACAGAAAACCUUUUUGUUGUUUUUGUUGUUGUUGCUUUUUUUGGAUCCUAAGUUUAAGCCUACGUGCUCAAAUCCACCAACUGGGAGAGGAUGUCGGAAGAGUCGUUUGUUCUGCAGCCUGCUGAACGGACAGGUUUUGUGUAACGGGCGAGCGAUCAGUUCUCCGUGCAGAAUAAUUUGGAAGCAUCAAGUUCAAUAAAUCAAGAAGAUACAAACUAACAUUUUUUAAAAUGUAAAAUAAAUUGUGUUCUCUGUUAGGAUUUUGGGGUCAGGGACAAAAUAUAUUCUACCCAUAGGGUAAUGUUAAGAGCUGAUCUAUGUUUCCCAGUACACAGGGAGGAUGACUUUGUGAGUUUUAAUUAGAAUAAAACAUAAAUCUAUCCUUCCUGGUAACCCUGAAAUGCUUCUCACAGACUGUGUAUAACCUAAUCUUGAAAUGUUUAUGCACAUGUACAUUUUCUACCAUUUUUAAUCUCAAACUGACUUCAUAGUAACUUAUUGACUGGUUGCGUAACGACCCGGAUGGAUGACUUGUGUCUGGCAAUAAAACAGUCGACGUUACAUCGCUGGAGUUUUGACCGCUUGCUACUUUAAAACAUUACAUAUUUAAAGAAUAAUUUGAGUCCACUCUCAGACAGAUUAAACUCCUGCUUCCUUAGAGAAAGCAGGAGUGGCUAAAUUAAGAGAAUGUGCCUCUCUACACCUAUGAAAAUGAAAUAUCUUUUUUUUUUAUUGCUGACAGCUUUACAAACCUUCAAACUAUAAAUAAAGUAUCUAAAGUCCAAAAUGUUAUUUAACAGAUGUCAGGUAAGACUACUGACCGUCAUGAUUUGACGAGUCAGCACGCAGUAAAAAAAAAAAAAAUAGAACACUUUUUAUAACCUGGAGAUAAUCGGUUGUUUUGUCUGCGUUUAAGUAAAGUAUUUGUGCUAGGAAAAGCUCAAACUUGAGGACUUCUACUUGCUGUUUUGGUCAGUAUGUUUCCCAGAUUGCUUAAUCUUUUGUUCAGAAAACUCAACCCUGUACAACCAAAAAUGAUUUUAGGAUGGCAUCCAGUGAGAGAUGCCAGGAUGAUAUAAAUCUGGUUUAAAAAAAAUACCAGGAAUACUGCUUCUAAGUGAAAGCGCCGUCUCAUCUUUCCUGAAUCACGCUUGCAUGGGUUUAAACAUUAAUGGGCUCUUUGUUUAAAGGUCAUUGCCUUGCAGCAUCACCGAAGUGCAAGUCUGCGCCCUGACCAUGGCUGAUUUUGGGGAAAUCCUGCGUAACAUAGGAGAGUUUGGAUUGUUUCAGAAGACCAUCCUCUUUGCUCUUUGCUUCCCAAACCUCAUCUUGCCUUUCCACUUUGCGAGCGUAAUUUUCACCCAGUCCGACCCGGAGCGCCACUGCAACACGGACUGGGUCCUGGGAGCAGCUCCUAACCUGACCACAGAGGAGCAGCUGAACCUCACCGUGCCCAGGGAGGAGGAUGGGAGCUUCAGCCGCUGUCGGAUGUUCGUCCCUGUGGACUGGGACAUCCAGGAUAUCAGGGAGUUCGGCCUCAAUGAGACAACAGGCUGCAGGGAUGGAUGGGUUUAUGGCAGCAUGCUGUAUGAAUCCACCAUAGUUACUGAUUUUGACCUCGUCUGUGACCAGGCUCAUUUGUUGGGCAUUGCGCAGACAGUGCUGAUGGCUGGCAUCCUCGCUGGUUGUCUCUUACUUGGACCUUUCGCUGAGUCGUUUGGCCGUAAACGAGCGGCUCAGAUCCCCGUAGUUCUGAUGCUCCUCUUCUCUGUAACAACUGGGUUAUGUCCGACCUACCCUUUAUAUUUGGCCUCCCAGUUCGUGGCGGGAAUUGGAUAUGGAGGCUAUCGACUAAACGGCGUCAUCCUAAGCACCGAAUGGAUCGGCGUGUCCAAACGGUCCUGGGGAGCCUGCAUCACUCAGCUAUGUGGUGCCGUUGGACAGGCCAUCCUGGGUGGCAUGAUCUACUUCAUCAGAGACUGGAGACUGGCUCAACUGGUCACAGCUGCUCCGUUUACUGUGAUCGCCUUUUACAUAUGGUUUAUUCCAGAGUCAGCCAGAUGGUUGUUGGACAGGGGACGGACAGACGAGGCUAAAGAGCUGAUCAUCAAAGUGGCGGCCAUUAACAAACGCAAAGUUUCAGACUCUCUCCUGGAAAAGAUUACUAUCAAAGAAAAUGUGCAAAAGGGAGGCAUAAUAUGUCUUAUUAAGUCUCCUGUGCUGAGGAAGUAUUUCCUUACCAUCAUUUUGGCAUGGUUCUCCCUGACUGUUACCUACUUCUGCCUUUCGCUGAAUGUGGGAAACUUUGGCUUGGACAUCUUCCUGACUCAGGCCUUGUUUGGGCUCUCUGAAGUACCGGCUCACAUUAUUUGCAUUUGGCUGCUGGAGGCGGUCGGGAGAAAAGCGUCACUGAUCACCACACUUGUGAUCGGAGGAUUUCUGUGCCUCUUGAUCCUCGCCGUACCUCAAAGUAAUGCCAUCGCUGUCACUUCGUUAGCCAUUGGCGGACGUUUUUUGACCAACUGGGCCGGAUCUAUAUGCAACUUGUACGUUCAGGAACUGUUCCCGACGUCUUUUCGACAAACCGCCUCGGGUUUGGGCUCCAUCGCGAGCCGAGUCGGAGGCUUGCUUUCCCCGCCGCUCAGCAUGCUGGCCGUGUACCGCUGGUCCAUCCCUGUCGCCGUCUACAGCAGCCUCACCAUCCUCAGCGGAGCCCUCUGCUUCCUGCUUCCCGAGACCAGGAGAACAGAACUCCCCGACUCCACCCGUCAAGCCGAAGGCGACUGGACGAAGAACAAGAUGAAUCACCAACAAGACUCAAAUGAAGAUUUACAAAUCAAAUCAACCAAGUUGUAGUCUGUACGGUUUCAUUUUUUUAGUGCACUUAGUGGUUUCAUUGGAACUCCAGUGUGUAGCUAUGGCUAAUCAGUGGAUUUUUAUUUUAUCUCCUGUAAUUGUCAAACAUCCAGACAGUUUGAUUGUUUAUUGAUAAUAAUGCUCAAUAGUUAAGAGAACCUUGUUUCUAGCUCCUAACUUUCUACUCAUUCCAGGUGGUAUUUAGGUUACAACCUAAUCUACUUUUGCAAAUAUGAAAUAACCAAUCUGGUUUUUGUUUGUUUGUUUUUUAACUCGUUUUUUGUGGGGAGAAAAAUAAAAAUAAUUUACAGCCACAGAAAAAAAGAAGCAUGAAAUCAGGGUAUAAGACUCUGACUAAUGGCGGUGCUUUUACUUUGUUGUCACAUUUGUGUCAACAUGAACAGAAAACCCUUUUGACAGAAGCCUUCAUGUCUCAUUAUACUUAUUUGCUGUUUUAUGAAAAUGUUGAAAACCUUUACGUCUUACAGCUUGUGCUGCUUAAUCAUUGCAUUGAGUUUGUUUUUUGUGAUUUCUCACAUUAACUGCACAGUUUUCAAUAAUAAUAUAUUGACUGUUUUUAAAAGCCAUAUAUUUUCGGGAUGAAUUGAGUUUUUGGGCUCUAAAAAUCAUCAACAUUAAACAUAUUAAAACAUCA